Messenger RNA from Erpetoichthys calabaricus (reedfish), 4706 nucleotides. RefSeq names its product NEDD4-like E3 ubiquitin-protein ligase WWP1. The coding region runs from base 189 to 2918 and encodes 909 amino acids. Lineage: Eukaryota; Metazoa; Chordata; Cladistia; Polypteriformes; Polypteridae. The record is from RefSeq and is a predicted model, not a curated record. The transcript is spliced from 24 exons. Gene Ontology annotation, molecular function: protein binding; ubiquitin protein ligase activity. Gene Ontology annotation, biological process: ubiquitin-dependent protein catabolic process.
ACGGCGCGCCUCGACCGCCGCACAGGAGAGCUUGUGCCGCCGCUGCUGCUGCUGCUGGCGGAGAGUGAGAUGGCAGAGGGAGCUGGAGGCCCAUCUUAAGUAGGAGCGAGCGGAUUACUGCAGAGAAGCAGGCGAGGACUGGCUGGGAGCUGCGGCCGUACGGCACGGCUAAAGUUGCAGUCAGUGAUAUGGCCACAGCCUCCUCAAGAGCUGAAAGCAGUAAUAGCCAGAAUGGGAAAUCAGAACUGCUUGCAACUGUUUUAUGUGCCAAGCUUAAAAGGAAGAAGAACUGGUUUGGAACAUCGAUUUAUGUUGAAUUAGCUGCUGAUGGAGAAACCAAGAAAACAUCAAAAUCUAGCAGUUCUUCAAAUCCAAAGUGGGACGAACGAUUAGCAAUGAAUGUAACCCCUCAUACCAAAUUGGAUUUUAAAGUAUGGAGUCAUCACGCUAUAAAAGCAGAUGCUUUACUGGGAAAGGCCACUUUAGACUUAACACAGGCUUUGGAAUUGCACAAUAGCAAAUUGGAAAAUGUAAAAGAAGUGCUUAAGCUUACAUUAGAUGGCAAGAAUGGGGUCAUGCAAACAGGGGAGCUGACCAUUAUUCUUGAUGGCUUGACUGUUGACCAGGAAUCAUUCCCUAACUGCACUACAUCAGCAACCAAAGUUCAGCAGAAUGGCGAUGCUGUUCAUGAAAAUGAAGGUGAACCUUCUUCAAGGGCUAACACAAGUGGAACCUCCAGUGGAAGUGAUAUUCAGGCAGUGCCGUCCUCUUCAGUACAGAUGGUGCCAGACAGUCGAGUGCUCAAUGGAAACGGCGAAUUGUGUUGCAGUCAUGGAGACAAAACACCUGAAUUAACACCAGCACCCAAUCUGUCCAAUCUUGUAGUGAGUAGUACUGUGAAUGGGGAUUCUUCUCAAGUCUUGACGUCAACAGAUGGUGAUGAGUCCAUAUGCCCAGCACCUUCAGAACCUUGUGAGGCAUCUGAUUCUGGUGUUUCAUCCUUUGCAGCAGCCCCUUUAUCUGUUGCUCCUCUGGAAUGUACAUCGGAAAGUGCAGCAGCCGUGCCCACGAGCAGCUGUAACUCCACUUCAAAUGCUUUAGCUACAAAUCCCGCAAAUACAGUGACCCAAGAUUCUAGGAACAAUUCAACAGUCGAUGGAACAAAACCUAGACAGCAGCCCAACAGUAUUAAUCUGGAACCAUUACCGCCUGGGUGGGAACAAAGAAAGGAUCUCCAUGGUAGAACGUAUUAUGUUGACCAUAACACAAGAACUACAACUUGGGAAAGACCGCAGCCUUUGCCACCAGGAUGGGAAAGAAGAGUUGAUGACCGUGGAAGGAUUUACUAUGUAGAUCACAACACAAGAACGACUACGUGGCAGCGGCCCACAAUGGAGUCUGUCAGGAAUUUUGAGCAGUGGCAGUCUCAACGUAGUCAGCUACAAGGAGCUAUGCAGCAGUUUAACCAGCGGUACCUCUAUUCGGCUUCAAUGAUGUCUGCUGAGAAUGACCCUCUUGGUCCUCUACCGCCUGGAUGGGAAAGGCGAGUGGAUUCAAAUGACCGGGUUUACUUUGUAAACCACAACACGAAAACAACACAGUGGGAAGAUCCACGAACACAAGGCCUACAAAAUGAAGACCCAUUACCUGAAGGAUGGGAAAUACGAUAUACGAGAGAAGGUGUUCGAUACUUUGUAGAUCACAACACAAGAACCACCACAUUCAAUGAUCCUCGCACUGGUAAAUCCUCUGUCACAAAAGGUCCUCAGAUUGCAUAUGAGCGAAGCUUUAGAUGGAAGCUGGCUCAUUUCCGAUAUUUAUGCCAGUCUAAUGCCUUACCCAGUCAUGUGAAAAUCACAGUAUCCCGGCAGACUCUAUUUGAGGACUCCUUUCAGCAGAUCAUGGCUUUGAAACCGUAUGAUUUAAGGAGGCGAUUGUACGUAAUAUUCAGAGGAGAAGAAGGUUUGGACUAUGGGGGUCUAGCAAGAGAAUGGUUCUUCCUGCUGUCCCAUGAAGUAUUAAACCCCAUGUACUGCCUCUUUGAGUACGCUGGUAAAAACAACUACUGCCUGCAGAUCAACCCGGCCUCUACCAUCAACCCGGACCAUCUCUCCUAUUUUUGCUUCAUUGGACGCUUUAUUGCCAUGGCCCUUUUUCAUGGAAAAUUUAUUGAUACUGGGUUUUCCCUUCCAUUCUACAAACGAAUGUUGAACAAGAAGCAUACAAUCAAAGAUCUUGAGUCUAUUGACCCCGAGUUUUACAAUUCCCUUAUGUGGAUCAGGGACAAUGACAUUGAGGAAUGUGCUUUGGAAAUGUUCUUUUCAGUUGAUAUGGAAAUUCUUGGAAAAGUUACUCCACAUGAUUUGAAACCCGGUGGAGCGAAUUUACUUGUAACUGAGGAAAACAAAGAGGAAUACAUUAGCUUAAUGUCAGAAUGGAGAAUCUCUAGAGGAGUUGAAGAACAAACCAAAGCUUUCCUUGAUGGCUUUAAUGAAGUGGUGCCUCUUCAGUGGCUUCAGUACUUUGAUGAGAAAGAGUUAGAGGUUAUGCUUUGUGGUAUGCAAGAAGUUGAUCUGCAGGAUUGGCAAAGGAAUACGAUUUAUCGUCAUUACACAAGAAACAGCAAACAGAUUAUUUGGUUCUGGCAGUUUGUUAAAGAGAUGGACAACGAAGUUCGUCUCCGACUAAUGCAAUUUGUAACGGGUACCUGUCGAUUACCACUUGGUGGCUUUGCUGAGCUUAUGGGGAGCAAUGGUCCUCAGAAAUUCUGCAUUGAAAAAGUAGGCAAAGAAACUUGGUUACCCAGAAGUCAUACGUGCUUUAAUCGACUGGAUCUGCCGCCAUACAAAAGCUACGAGCAACUGAAAGAGAAGUUGCUGUUUGCCAUUGAAGAGACAGAAGGAUUUGGACAAGAGUGAGCGCACAUCAUCAUCAUGAUGCCUUCUGUCCUGACGUGUGGGUCUCAUCAAGGACAAACCUCUCGGUGACGGACCCCCCCCCCAGCCAAGUUUAGAGGGGAAAAAAAAAAUAAUAAUAAUAAUAAUAAUAUUGCACAGACUUUCUCUGAAAACUGUUGAGCAAAAUGGCCUCAAUUCUUCCAUGGAAAUAUGCAAAACCUUUUGGAUUUUGAGACGUUCAACUCAACUCCGAAUGAAAAAACGGGGAAUUUUUUUGGGGGGGAGGGACGGGGGGGGCUGGAUUUGAAAACAAAAAAGUGUUUUUAUAGCUUAAGCACCGACAGCUCUAGUUUUAUAGAGCUUUAAUACACCACCUGCUAGGCCUGGUCUUACAUGCAGUACGUAGUUGAGUGGCUGCACAAGUCCAGGAGACUCCGUGGCUUCCUGGGUUCUACUCGAUGCAACCUUACCUCUCGUUGGGAAGUCCCCGCUCCUGUUCUUCAAUUAUUUUUAUUUUUUUCCUCCUUUGCAUGGCUGACUUUAAAAGUAGUUUGAGGCUGACGCCUGUUUCUCUUGAGUAUCUUAAACCUGCUGCUGGCUUUUCUGACUCCUGAAAAAGAAACCAAGAUAAUGAACAAUAAAAGUGACAGCCAUUAAUUACGCUCGAGGACGUCCGCGGUUUGAAAGAAGACUUUCAGGUAACCGAAUCCCGAAGGAGUUGAAAACGGUGGACGGGGAGGCAUCGGUUUUUUUUUUUUUUUUGGUGGGGAGGGAUUUGUUAUUGCAGGCUCUUCGUUCUCGUGCCCUCUUUGUAAGAAACAUCUCAGACGUAACAACUGCAUCCUGUCGUCCAUAUCGCACAUUUCUCUGCUGCUUAUUGAAAUAUGUCCAUAGAUGUGUAUACUUUAUAUGAAUUCACACGACAGAGUUUAUUAUUUGCAACUAAUCUGGAUGACUUCAGAAGAAAUUGACAUUGAAAGUUGUGGACAAGCACACAGCGAUUCAGUUUAAUGGUGACGCCGCCGCCGCCACCACCACACCUUUGCAGACUUUCACUGUGUUCUCGUUUCAAUGAUUACCUCGGUCUUUCUGCUUAGGGUCACACUCCCCAUGACGCCAAGAUAUGGUGGGCACAUCACGUUUAUUAAAUGGUGUUCCUCUUGUUUUAAGGAACAGGAAUUUCCUCAAUCGGCCUACAGACGAAAAUGAAACUUCAGGUGAGAAUUUAUUUUUUUUUGGGGUUUAAUCUCAAAUCGCAUUGCGUGAUCCCCUGCACAGUAAAGUGGCAGGAACUGUGAAUUUUCAAAUCCUCCCGGUUGUAGAGUUUUAAUCCCAGCACGGGGGCGGAGGAGAGGAGGGGAUUUGGGGGGGUUUAGACGAGACGUUCUCACCGGUGCUUCCUUACCAAGUCAGACGACGAGACGAUGGGCGGACGUUUGCUUCAUCCAUGAAAAGUUGCAGGGGGUUGCAAUGGGGUUGUCAUGCUUUAUUCUUCUCUAAAAGUAUAUAUAAAUAUAUAUAUAUAAAACAUAUCAAGUGUAGCCAACACUGUAAAAAUGUAUGAUAACUUGUUACAAAAUGUAAAGAAAAUUUUGAUUUUAUUUUUACCUAAUUUCCCAGCAUAAUUCAUUUCCUUUGUUGAUAAUCCUCUAUGUUAGUAGUAAACUUUUAAGUUUUGGGUUCAGAUUUUAUCUUGCGCUCAGGAUGCUUCUUUUCUUUCCCCCUCCUUCCUCCUCCUCCUCCUCCUCUUUAGUCGGACAUUUUCCUGUGGAGAGCAUUAAUUAAUAAAUGUGAGAAAAAUGCAGACAA